AUGUUUUCGAGGCUCUCUAUCAAUUCGCAUGAUUCUAGUGACCAACCUUCGCCUUUGACGUCUUCCUCUUCGUCCUCUUCCCUGUCCGAAGGCGCGCAUCUCUCGAUAAACACCGCAGUGCAACAAUCUGAUGCCCCUGACUAUGCGAUUCUGUGCGUUAAUGGGUUAUCUUCCGCUGGAUUGUUUGAGGAUGCGGCGGUCAUUGCCCAAGGAUAUUUGCAUGAAAAACCAAAUCAUGCACUGUUUUUGAAGCACUUGGCCAAAGGAUUGUUUGAAACAGAACAUUAUAGUGAAGCUAGCCAGAUAUACCAGCGUCUGGAGGGAAUGCCGGGUUUGGCUGAUGACACAGAAAAGAAACUCUGGACCAUCGAAGCGCUUCUCAACGACCAUCGACCUGGUGCAGCACUUGAUGAAUUUCUCAGAACUCCUUCAUUAGAAGAAUCUGCUAGAGGUCUGUGUUUCAAAAGCCGCGCGUUGCGGAAAUUGAAGCAGCCCGCAGCAGCAAGAGCUGCCGCUGAUCAGAUGUUAGAAGUAGCUGGUGAAAAUGCCGUUGCCGACUAUUGGGUUGAGUAUGGGUUGGUGUUGUAUGAUUUGCAGGAUUUUGUAGGAUCAUUGAAAUAUUUGCGCCAGGGCGCAACAGAAGAUGUGAUCGAGUCUGCCCUGGAGCUAUCAGGUCAAGUAAAGGAAGCGGAAGAGAUGUCUCAGUCUCCGCAGACAUUGAGUCCAUGCCAUCGUCGUAAAAUAAUCAAUGGACCAGCUACCGAUUGGGAAGAAUUCAGGGGAAGAGCAAACUGGAUGAAGACACUCCCUGACUUGCGUGCCCUAGUGCAGGUUUCAUUUCAUAACUCUCUGCCGGAUCCAGAGGACUUGGCCAGUUGUUUGUGCAUAUUAGGUACCAGAAAUCGAGAAGGUGGUAGUCAUGAAGCAGCCUCCGCAUGCUUUGAAAUUGCACUCAAAAUUAAUCAUACAUCUGCAUUUGUGUUGUCCAUGUCAGCUACAAACCUUGCGGCCAACAUCCUUCCCAAUGAAUCCGACGAAGCACGUUUUGCACGCCUUCAAAAGGCGGAUGAUGUCUGGGAACAACUAUUGAAAAUUGGGCCCUACCCUGACGGAUCCUUCGAAAUUCCGCACGCCGAGAUCUAUCGCCGUCGUGCAGAACUAUGGAAAGGUAUCAAAAUAUCGUUCUACGAAAAGUACCUGUUCAAAUAUGCGGAAAUCAUCAAAUCCCCCGCAGAAUUUAUAUCGGUAGCAAAAGUGUUGAGGUCCAACCAAAAAACAGACGGUAUCAAUACAAUUGCAUACAAAGAACGUGCUGAAAGAGUCGAUCGGUUGUAUUAUGAAGCGCUACAUUCUGCAGAAUACUCACCCACUCAUGCCCCUCAAAAGGCAGCCUUAGUAUAUGGGUGGCGUGUUGACAACCUAGCAUAUGGUGAUAUUGAUCCCGAACGACAAGAGCGAUUUCUCCGACAGAAGAUGGAACUCGACGGUAAUCCUGACCGCCUGUUGAACUUUAUGGGUAAGGCAGGAGGUCGUGAUCGCGAAAUUUUACAACUGCUUGAGAGCGCUGAACAGAGGUUUGGUGGGAAGUACGUCGCGUUAGUCAAGGACCAAAGAAAAUAUCUCAAAACUAUUGAAAAGAUAAAAAAGACUUCUGCGAACAAAACACCAGAUGAUCCUCUUAAGCAAGAUCCGGUUCAGAGGAGUAUCAAACAAACACGCGUAGCAGCUGGUUGGCAUGCUUGGAAGGCACAAAAAUAA
Molecule: messenger RNA, 1758 nt
Organism: Botrytis byssoidea
Lineage: Eukaryota; Fungi; Ascomycota; Leotiomycetes; Helotiales; Sclerotiniaceae
Exons: 1
Coding region: 1-1758 (585 amino acids)
Molecular function (GO): protein binding
Source: RefSeq, a predicted model, not a curated record